AUGAAAAUAGAGAAAAGAUCAGACAAUCGUUCUUUUGAUUCUAUUUUGCCAAUACAUAUUGAUAUUGAUCAAAUAAAUGAAGAAAAUAAAACUUGUAAAUACAUAAGUGGGAAUAUUAACGGUGUAAUAUAUAAUAAAAAUACUAAUAAUAAAUUAAUAAAAAUUGUUGGUGGUGAUUAUAAUUAUGAGAUAAAAGAUAAUAAAAAAAUAAUUUUAGGAAAUGGUUCAAAAAGCCUAGUAACUACUACAUUAAUAGGUCCAACUCAAAAUAAUUUAAUAUUUAGUAAAGAUAUAGAAUAUGUUCAAUUUAAUAUAAGAAUAAAAAAUAUGAAUGGAAAUAGAACUGAAAGAGAGAAAAUUUUUGAAGAAAUUAUUACAAAAAAUUUUGAACAAAUAUUUGAUCAUAGUUUAUAUAAAUUUCAACAAUUUUAUUUCAAAGUUCAAAUCCUUCAUGAAUGCUCAUAUAUAUUAUCAAGUAUUAUUAAUUCUAUUAUGAUAAAUUGUAUUUAUAAUAAUAUAAGUUUAAAUUAUGUUAUUAACUCAAUUAACAUAGGAAUAGUUGAUAAACAGAAAUAUCAAAAUUUCAUUGAUGAUAAGUAUUCUUCAUCAGAUUUUAUUUUAGAAGAUGAUGAUAAUAAUAAUAAAGAAAAUAAAAAUGAAUAUCAAAAUAUCAGAGAUAAAUUAUUUUAUGAAUAUAAAUCUAAAUACAUACCUAAAAUAAUUUUAGACCCUCUAAAUGAAGAAAUAGAAUUAUAUUGUAAUAGUGCAUUUUGCUUCAUUGUAGCUCCUAAAUUUCAUAAAGUUUUAUCAAAUAUUUUAAUCAAAAAUCAUUUAGGUAUAUCAAGAGAAUUAUUUUUAUUAUCAGAAUCAUAUGCUUAUCAAGUUUCUAAUUUCUUACAUGAAAAUAUUAAAAAAAAUUAUAAGUUACAUUUAAACAAAAUGGAAACAUAUUUAAAUAAUAAUUAUUUUUAUUAG
Messenger RNA from Plasmodium gallinaceum, 975 nucleotides. RefSeq names its product conserved Plasmodium protein, unknown function. The record is from RefSeq and is a predicted model, not a curated record. Bases 1 to 975 code for a protein of 324 amino acids. The transcript has a single exon. Lineage: Eukaryota; Apicomplexa; Aconoidasida; Haemosporida; Plasmodiidae.